AUGUCAUCCACGAAUAAAUCAAUAAAUCAGCGCCCUACAUCACUAGAGGGCAGCAGGAAUGAUAAUACUCCAAUUCGCUCAAGCGACAACAAAACUAUUCGUCCUACUAAGAGGCCGGCGCUGUCAUCUCCCUCUAGCAAAGAAGACGCCCCAUUGACAUGCGAGGGGAUUCGUAUAAUCAUCGAUGAUGCAUUGAAAAGUCAUUUAAGUGAGCUGAUAGAUGAGUUCAGUGCAAGAAUGCGGGCUAUAUUGGAUAUCGAACUUCGACAAGUAAAGGACGAGCUUCAAGACGUAAAACAAGCAAUGCAAUUUGUGAAUGAACAGUUUGAAGACAUUGAAAGGGAGCACAAAACAAGUCAGAUCUGUAUUAAAAACUUACAGGAGCAGAAUACUUUUAUGCUUUCAAAUAUUACUGAUUUGAAAUCACGAAUAAACCAGCUUGAACAAGGCACUCGAUCGAGAAACAUAGAAAUACAGUGUCUCCCUGAAAAAAAGUCAGAAAACCUAGUGUCCAUAGUGAAAAAGCUAGGCAAAACUAUUUCAUGUGAAAUCAAGGAUGAAAAUAUCAUGCAUCUACCAUAUUGUACAGUGUCAGCAGCUCAGGACUCGCUUACUAAGAUUGAUCCCUUACAUCCACCCCUUGAGGCUAAUAUAUCGAUCGUGGACAGUAAGGAUCUUAAUAUAAAUUCAAACAAUAGAAAAUUAAACUAUUAUAAGGCCGAUUAUGAGGCCAUUCGGGGGGCUCUGUCAGGGAUUGACUGGAAUUCAGAGCUGGCGGAAUGCACAAAUGUCAAUUCAAUGAGUUCAGAUUAUCAGAGUACGUAUAAUUAUCAUUUCAAGUUAAUUAGUAAGAUUAAUCGGUUUAGUGGUUAUGGACGCGUCUUUCGUGCUGCAUUCAAUAUUAUUUUGUGUUUUAUAAACCAAAAUUAUGAAGUGUCUACCGCACGCUGUCUCAUCACCGAACCAUGGCCCCAGGAUCACUCCUAUGGACUGUCAGAUGGACAACAUUUCGACUUCAUCAUCAUAGGCUCAGGUGCUGGAUCUGUUCUGGCCAACAGGCUAUCAGAGGUCGAAGGUUGGAAAGUUCUCCUUAUAGAAGCAGGCAGUGACCCUCCAAUGGAAAGUAUUGUUCCAAACUAUGCUUCAGCAACAUUUCAGAGCCGAAAUUCCUAUCCCUAUUACACAGAACCUGGUGAAAACUUUUGUCGGGGUUGUAUCGAUCAGAUUACAUUUUGGCCUAGAGGAAAAGCUCUUGGAGGCACGUCUAGUAUAAACGGAAUGCUUUAUAUGAGAGGCAGCCCUGGAGACUACGAAAAGUGGCAUCUAGAAGAAGGUGACGGUUGGGAUUGGCCAACGCUGAAGGAGUAUUUCAAGAAGAGUGAAAAAAUGGUAGAUCCCUUUAUUCUGAAUAAUCCAGAAUUAAGAAAAGAACACGGCACAGACGGAGAGUUUAUUGUAGACCAAUUAAACUUCACACAUGGAGACAUUGCUGAUAGACUUACUAACGCUUACAAAGAGAUGGGCUUGAAGUAUUUAGAUGACUUGAACGGGCCUUCUCAAUUAGGUGUGGGCAAGCUUAGAGGUGGUAUUCAUAAAGGACGACGAGUCAGUACCGCUACUGCUUUCUUGAACCCUAUAAGUAAACGAAAAAACUUAUACGUAAUUAAACACACAUUUGUGCAUCAAAUAGAAUUUGAUAAAGAAAAGAAGGCGACAGGAGUUAAAGUAACGCUUAUCUAUGGAGAGUCACAGUUCUUCUUUGCACGUAAGGAAAUUAUUAUAAGCGGUGGUACAGUAAAUACACCCAAAAUUCUCAUGUACUCAGGUAUUGGGCCUAAAAAACGACUAAGAGAUUUAAAAAUUAAAGUGUUAAGUGAUCUACCCGUAGGUAAAAAUCUACAAGAUCAUGUUCGUAUUCCAAUACCAAUAACAUUGGAUACAGGGGCUGAAAGACGAGGUGAAGAAUUCUGGCAAAAAGCUGCCGCUCAGUAUUUGAUAGACCAGACAGGGCCUCAUGCCACGAACUAUGAUCAGCCUAACAUAAAUGCAUUUUUGUCUGUGCCAGAUGGUAAAACUCUUCCCGAUGUGCAAAUAGAUCAUAAUUACUUCGUACCUAAUACAUCUCACGUAGCUACCAUGUGCGAAAAGGUUAUGUUUUACAACGAAAGUAUCUGCAAACAGUUCGUUGAUUGGAAUUCUGACAAAGAAUUGUUAUUUGUGCUGGUCUCUUUGUGUCGUCCUCAUUCUAGAGGUGAAAUAAAUAUACGUUUUGAGAAUACUAUAGAACAUCCCAUUAUACACCCAAGAUAUUUCAGUGACAAGAGAGAUAUGGAAACGUUUGUUAAAGCUUUAAAGAGAGUAUCGGAAAUUGUUAAGACUCCAACGUUUAAAGACAUGAAAGCGGAGCUUAAGAGAAUUCAAUUUGAAGGUUGUGAUGAUUUAGAAUUUGAGAGUGAUGAAUAUUGGGAAUGUAUGGCUCGAACUGUCACGUACCACGUUUUCCAUCCAGUAGGGACCGCGAAAAUGGGAAAACCAGACGAUCCUGAGGCGGUUGUUGAUAGCAGACUACGAGUAUAUGGAGUAAAAGGCUUGAGAGUGGUGGAUGCCAGUGUGAUGCCCACUAUACCCAGUGUUAAUAUUCAAGCAGCCGUGAUGAUGAUUGCAGAAAGAGCUGCUGAUUUUAUUAAAGAAGAUCAUCUGAAAUCACAAAACGAAACUGUGACGAAAGAUGAAUUGUAA
Messenger RNA from Arctia plantaginis, 2739 nucleotides. Lineage: Eukaryota; Metazoa; Arthropoda; Insecta; Lepidoptera; Erebidae. The record is from the annotation of a GenBank genome assembly.